AUGGAAGACAGUACAUUCAACCGGAUCAACGAAGGCCUAGAGUCAUUUGUACCGCUAAUCCCAGAAGUUGUCUUGGAUUUCUGCUUUACCAAGGCCGGAUUAGCUUCAGAAGACCCAAAGUUGAAGAAACUUGUCUCUUUAGUAGCACAAAAGCUCAUUACCGAUGUAGCCACGUGUGCUUACCAGUACCAUAAGAUAGCACAACGAGCUUCUCUUAAGGAGAAAAAGACGCCGAAGGAGAAGAAAUUAACCUUAACUCUAGCAGAUGUUGAAAAUACGCUUAAGGAGAACGGAAUUAACAUCUCCCGGCCCUCCUAUUUCUUCUAA
Nematocida homosporus is the source of this 327-nucleotide messenger RNA. RefSeq names its product transcription initiation factor TFIID subunit 10. Gene Ontology annotation, molecular function: promoter-specific chromatin binding; RNA polymerase II general transcription initiation factor activity. Lineage: Eukaryota; Fungi; Microsporidia. Gene Ontology annotation, cellular component: nucleus; transcription factor TFIID complex; SAGA complex. The transcript has a single exon. The coding region runs from base 1 to 327 and encodes 108 amino acids. The record is from RefSeq and is a predicted model, not a curated record. Gene Ontology annotation, biological process: transcription initiation at RNA polymerase II promoter.